AUGCAACUUCCACUCUCUGCCUUUUAUUUAUUCAAUACAACCAUUCCAACCCUAGGCAUCCCUCCUUACUUACAAAGUCUUCUUCUGCAACAGCCGGUCGAAUCUCCUGAAGCAAUCUACAAACGGCAAGCGGCCCAACCUUUCAACAAUGAUUACGAUGGCCCUCUCUGGACUUCACCGCCAAGUUAUCCAUCUCCAUGGGGCUCUGGCCUGGGAGACUGGGGUGCUGCUUACGAGAAGGCCCACGCUUUCGUCAGUCAAUUGACAUUGCUCGAGAAAGUCAAUCUCACCACAGGUGUCGGCUGGGAGUCUGACCGAUGUGUCGGCAACGUCGGCGCAAUUCCACGGCUAGGCUUUCCAAGCCUGUGUAUGCAAGAUUCGCCCUUGGGGGUCAGACUCGCUGAUUAUGUUUCUGCCUUUCCUGGAGGUGUCAAUGUUGCUGCCACUUGGGACCGAAAUCUUGCUUAUCUUCGUGGCCAAGCUAUUGGUGAAGAGCAUAGAUCGAAAGGUGUUGAUGCUGUAUUGGGCCCUGUUUGUGGACCUCUUGGUCGUUCUCCUGAAGGUGGUAGGAAUUGGGAAGGUUUCAGUCCCGACCCAUAUCUCACAGGUGCUCUGAUUGCUCCGACCAUCGAAGGCAUUCAAAGUGCUGGGGUCAUAGCCACCACAAAGCACUACAUCGCCAACGAACAGGAGCAUUUCCGUCAAGUCGGUGAAUCGAUCAGCUAUGGCUUCAACAUCACUGCAACUUUGAGCUCCAACAUCGACGACAAGACGAUGCACGAGAUCUAUCUUUGGCCAUUUGCUGAUGCUGUUCGUGCAGGUACUGGGUCGAUCAUGUGUUCAUACCAACAGAUCAACAACUCAUACGGCUGUGCUAAUUCAUACACCUUGAAUCAUCUCCUCAAGAACGAACUGGGAUUCCAGGGCUUUGUCAUGUCCGAUUGGCAAGCUCAACAUUCUGGCGUCGGGACCGCCUUCGCGGGUCUUGACAUGUCGAUGCCUGGUGACACUGUCUUCAAUUCCGGUUACACCUUUUGGGGAACGAAUCUCACGGUCGCCGUUCUCAACGGAACCGUUCCUGAGUGGCGUGUCGAUGAUAUGGCUGUCAGAAUUAUGGCAGCUUACUAUUAUGUGGGACGCGACCAGAACUAUGUCCCCACAAAUUUCUAUGCCUGGAGUCAAGAUACCUAUGACCAUAUUCACGCCGCAGACGUGAACUCUCCUGUCGGCCUUGUCAACGAACAUGUCAACGCUCGUGCUGAACAUGCACGCGUCAUUCGUGAAGUGGGAGCCAAAUCAAAUGUUCUCCUGAAGAACACCGGUAGUCUCCCCCUCAGUGGUAAGGAGAAGCAGGUUGGCAUCUUUGGCUACGAUGCAGGCAGCAAUCCAUGGGGAGCAAAUGGAUGUCCUAACAGGAACUGCAACAACGGAACUUUGGCCAUGGGUUAUGGUAGCGGUACCGCCGAGUUCCCAUACCUUGUCACCCCGGAACAGGCAAUUCAACAGUACGUCUUGACGCAAACAGAUGGCGAGGUCUUUGCCAUCCUCGACAACUACGCCGACAGCCAGGUCAAGAAUGUCGCAUCUCAAUCGGAUGUCGCAAUCGUGUUUGCCAACGCUCAAUCAGGUGAAGGAUUCAUCACCAUAGAUGGCAAUACUGGAGACCGUAACAAUCUUUCGCUGUGGGAGGGAGCCGACCGAUUGAUCGGCAACGUCACGACUUACAACCCCAACACAAUUAUCGUCCUUCACACCGUAGGACCGGUCAAUGUCUCUUCGUGGUACGACAACGAAAACGUCACCGCCAUCAUCUGGGCUGGUCUGCCAGGACAAGAAAGCGGAAAUGCCAUUGUUGAUGUCCUUUACGGAUUCGUCAAUCCUGGAGGCAAGCUACCAUUCACCAUUGCGCGCAACCGGGAUGACUUUGGAACCGAUGUCAUCUAUGAGCCGAACAACGGUCAGUUCGACGCUCCACAAGAUUACUUCUCCGAGGGCGUCUUCCUCGACUAUCGCUGGCUUGAUCAAAACGGAAUUGAUCCCAUCUACGAAUUCGGCUUUGGUCUCAGCUAUACCACCUUCGAGUAUUCCAACCUUGUCAUCAUACCAGGAAAUCCAGCACCGUACACUCCGGCCAGCGGAUCAACCGGCCCAGCUCCAGUGCUCAGUAACUCAAGCAGCGACGCCUCGCUCUACGUCUUCCCCAACGGAACCAUUCCGUAUCGACCGUACCUCUUCAUCUAUCCCUACCUCAACUCCACCGAUCUGGAAGCUUCUGCCGAUGAUCCUGAUUACGGUCUAUCUGCUGAUCAAUAUAUUCCCGCCGGUGCCAGUGAUGGUUCCCCACAGCCUGUUCUUCCCGCAGGCGGUGCGCCAGGAGGCAACCCGUUACUAUAUGAGAUCGUCGCCACCGUGUCUGCAACAAUUACCAACACCGGAUCUGUUGCAGGUGAUGAAGUGGUGCAGCUUUAUCUUGGCCUCGGCGACGGCGAACCACCAAAAGUCCUCCGUGGGUUUGACCGCUUGACCAUCGCUCCAGGAGCUUCUGCAACCUUCACCGCAGACCUCACCCGCCGGGACGUUUCGGUCUGGGAUACGACCUUUCAGAACUGGGUGGAAGUGUCAAACCCGACCGUCUACGUCGGCGCCUCGAGCAGGAACCUGCCGCUCUCGGGCUCGCUCACCAGCGGUGGCUCAGGGAGUGGUGCACCGCCACCACCGCCUCCUCAAUAUAGUUCCAGCUAUGGAGGCUAUCCUCAUCCCUCUGCAUCAGCAAGUGGUGCUCCACCUCCGCCUGUCGUCAGUCAGAGCCCUGACGGUCAGCCUAUUUGGCCCACUGGCGCCCCCGUCAGCCAGAUCUCAGAUGGCCAACCUCAGUGGAACACUGCCAAGCCGCAGUCGACGACGACCUGGUCGUGA
Molecule: messenger RNA, 2916 nt
Organism: Exophiala aquamarina CBS 119918
Lineage: Eukaryota; Fungi; Ascomycota; Eurotiomycetes; Chaetothyriales; Herpotrichiellaceae
Product: beta-glucosidase
Exons: 6
Coding region: 1-2916 (971 amino acids)
Biological process (GO): glucan catabolic process
Molecular function (GO): beta-glucosidase activity
Source: RefSeq, a predicted model, not a curated record